Bolinopsis microptera is the source of this 603-nucleotide messenger RNA. RefSeq lists its product as uncharacterized. The coding region runs from base 1 to 603 and encodes 200 amino acids. The transcript has 2 exons. The record is from RefSeq and is a predicted model, not a curated record. NCBI's taxonomy places the organism in Eukaryota, Metazoa, Ctenophora, Tentaculata, Lobata, Bolinopsidae.
AUGAUCAGGCCCCUUCUACUCAUCGUUCUCCUCCUCACAUUCAUCACCAAAUCCUCAACAGAACUAACCUCUACUUCAAAAACGAAAGUUACGACCAAACCCGAGCCCCCAGCUCCAAAACCUGACCCCUCUGCUCCAGACAUGAAACCAAAACCCAACCCCGCUGCUCCAACGACGAACGUGAAAUCCAAACCGGAGACUCCAGCCCCUGCUCCUCCCACUGAAAAGGAAGGAGAUGACCACGAUUUACCACGUGACCAUGUUCAAGAAGAGAACCCUCAUGCUGAACAGACCAAAAAUAAGCCAGUGGCUAAACCUGGAAGGCUACAUAUCUACACAUUGGACGAGACAAACACGGGCGUAGACAUACCAAUGGACAUAACAAUGGACAUAACAUUGGACAUAAACAUGAUAAGGAAAGGAAACGGAUACAAAGUAAAAUGUAUAAAAAACACGUGGGAAAAACAGAAAGGAAACACAGACGAAAAGGAAUGUUGCGGAGUAAAGAGGAAUACUUACGACGACUCGAACAGAGACGACAACAGCGACGUGAAUAUCUUAAAAGAUUUCGUGAAAGACGUCAGCGUCGUCUUAAAUACCUAG